ACACAAACAUCCAGGAAAAUCUAUAUGGUGGGGUGUAAAUGUAUCAAUUGACAACUUUUUCUUACUGAGAAGCAGUUUCAUUUAUAUAUAUAACAACAAGCAACUUCUUGUCCUUGGAAGAAAGUUUGUUCUUGCAAUGGCAGGCACUACUUCUCUCUUGCACUUAAUAGUAAUAUUUUUGGGAAUUUCUCACUUUAUCUUCUGCAAUAAUGCUAUCCCAAUUACAAGAAUUGGAAGGUUAGUGCAGGAUCCUCAAAUUCAUCCAGUUCAAGAAAAUAUCCACAUGGCAAGUAAGGAGGAAAGCCAGGAGGAAAACAUGAUGAAUCUUGAUGGGAGAAUGGUUAUGGAGCUGAAUGAUUACCCGGGAUCCGGCGCCAAUCACCGCCACACGCCAUGGCCACCGCAAUUGGGAAGAUCAUGUGCUGAUUGCUAGUUUCUGAGUCUAGAAUAAUCAUUAGAUAUAGUAAUAGCUAAUAUUGGCGAGUUGUGGGCAGACACAGAACUAAACUUGCUCACACCUCAAGAUUCUUAGGAAGUUAUAUUUAUUUAUUUAUCUCUUAUGGCGAUUUGGGAAGUUGAUAUCCAUCUAUACAUAUUAAUUACCAGAAAGCUACAUGUGGAAACUAAGCUGUACUGAUUAUAAAGAUACAUAUAUAUAUUAUGUAUGAGAACUCUUGAGAGAGUUUUAGCUACUGGUUUGUAAGUUGUAAGCAAGUUUUUUCUCUCAUUUACAUGUGAUUGGAUUUCUGUGGUGGAUUCA
Jatropha curcas is the source of this 760-nucleotide messenger RNA. RefSeq lists its product as uncharacterized. Lineage: Eukaryota; Viridiplantae; Streptophyta; Magnoliopsida; Malpighiales; Euphorbiaceae. The record is from RefSeq and is a predicted model, not a curated record.